Messenger RNA from Cinclus cinclus, 567 nucleotides. Its product is annotated as guanylyl cyclase-activating protein 1-like. Lineage: Eukaryota; Metazoa; Chordata; Aves; Passeriformes; Cinclidae. Bases 1 to 567 code for a protein of 188 amino acids. The transcript has 4 exons. Gene Ontology annotation, molecular function: calcium sensitive guanylate cyclase activator activity; calcium ion binding. The record is from RefSeq and is a predicted model, not a curated record.
AUGGGAAACAACAGCAGCUCCACAGUGGAUGAUCUACAGGCUGUCGAGAUCCACCACUGGUACAAGAAAUUCAUGACAGAGUGUCCUUCUGGACAGCUGACAGAGCAUGAAUUUAAGCAGUUCUUUGGGCUUCGAGGGCUGGAUCCAGAGGCCAAUAAGUACAUCGAGCAGAUGUUCCGCACGUUUGAUAUGAACAAGGAUGGAUAUAUUGAUUUCAUGGAAUAUGUGGCUGCCCUCAGCCUCGUUCUCCGAGGGAAGAUGGAGCAAAAAUUGCGGUGGUAUUUCAAGCUCUAUGAUGUAGAUGGCAAUGGCUGCAUUGAUCGACAUGAACUGCUCAACAUCAUUAAGGCUAUUCGAGCUAUUAAUGGUGGUGACCAUGAAACUAGUGCAGAAGAGUUCACCAACCGAGUCUUUGACAGGAUUGAUGUGAACGGCGACGGUGAACUUUCUCUGGAUGAAUUUGUGGAGGGAGCAAGAAAAGAUGAGGAGUUCAUGGAGGUUAUGAUGAAAAGUUUGGACCUGUCACACAUUGUGGCCAUGAUAAACAACCGUCGGCAUAGUGUAUAA